Rhodotorula graminis WP1 is the source of this 4746-nucleotide messenger RNA. RefSeq lists its product as uncharacterized. NCBI's taxonomy places the organism in Eukaryota, Fungi, Basidiomycota, Microbotryomycetes, Sporidiobolales, Sporidiobolaceae. Bases 1 to 4746 code for a protein of 1581 amino acids. The record is from RefSeq and is a predicted model, not a curated record. The transcript is spliced from 3 exons.
AUGCCGGGCCUGCUUCUACAGCCGAGCCACAUGUCCACCGGGCUGCACAACUCGCCCUCAGCUCGAACGGCCGACCCGACAACUGCACCGCCUCUCGCACCUCAACCACCAUCCCGCUCGCUCGAGGGCACCAGCGCCACGUUGGAGCGCUGGCGAGAAGACGCAGACGAUGGCGCAGACGAUGGCGAUGGCGACUGGGCGAUGCCCGUGUCGCGCAAGGAGGUCAAGGGCAAGGCGCGAGCGGUGCCGGGCGACGAGUCGGCGCGAGGGGACGAGGUGCGGGAGGACAUGGCGGCCCUGCGGGCAAGGCGUGCAGUCGCCUCGGAGAGCUGGGACGACGACUUCGACUUUCACGCGCCGCCUUUAGCGUCGCCGCGACGCGUCAGCUCUCGAGCUGCUUCGUCCUCGCGAUCACGGCCGACGACGCCGUCCCACCGUCAAACCUCGUCCGCCUCACACGCCCCGUCGGCCCCGUCCUCGCGGCACGGCAGCCCAGCCGCCUCGCCGAGACGCGGCUUGUCCGUCGGCGGCCCCGCCACCCUGUCGCUCGACUCGCUCGCUUCGUCCAUUGCCUGGAGCUCCGACCAAGAGCCGACCGUCACCGUCCUGUCGAGCACGCCGGCCGCCGCCGUUGCGCCCGUUCCGACCACCCCGCGCGAGCCGCACCAGUCGCAUCGACCCUCGGCAUCAACCGCAACAGCUCGCCCUGCCCUGUCUCGCCAGACGACGCCCCGUACUCGCAUCCCCAAGCUCUCGCCGAGCCUCUCGGUCGGCGCCCAGCAGCCGUCGUGGACCGACUCGGCGCCCUACACCGACUCGGACUACCGCGCCGACACGCCGUGCCUCACCGAGGACAGCUUCAACAGCCUCACGACGGCUGAGGACGAGCUCGUCACCGAGCACGAGGGCGACAGCACGCGCGAGGUCGCAGCCGCUCGGCCCUCGGCACCCGUCGUCGAGGCGACGUUCGGCUCUCGGCUCAAGUCGAUGAGCGGCAGCAAGAAGUGGAGCUUCGGCCGGCGAGCAAGCGUCGUCCAGGUCGCGCCGGUGCAGCACCAGCAGCAGCAGAUGCCGCCACCACUGCCGCCGAGCUCGAGGCGAGCGGGCACGCCCGAGGUCAUGGUCGUCGACCGGCACGAGCUGCCGCGCGCUCGGCUGUCCAACUCGCCGCGCUCGAACCUGCCGAGACCCGUGUCGCGCUCGACGGCCGGCGGCAAGGGCAGCGGGAGCACGAUCGGCUCGACGUCGUCCGCCGUCAAGGCGCAAGAGCAGCAGCAGCGUGCCCCGCACUCGAGCAGUACCUCAACCUCGACCUCGUCGACGUCGGCGGGCCGCGCUCGACGCACGAGCCUGCAGUUUGCCCCGGCGCCGCUCGUCCCGCCGUCGUUCCUGCGGCGCGGCUCGCUCGCCUCGACCCGCUCGCCGUCCGAGUCGGUCGCCGUCAGCUGGCGCGAGUACUCGGGCACGACGACCGAGGGCGACGAGGACGAGGACGACGAUGGAGAGACGACGGGCGCCGACCUGAGCGACUUCUCGGGCGACGAGGGCGCGCGCAGGCCGCGUCGUCGAGUCGCUCGCGGCGCAAAAGGCCCUGCGAGGCUCGGCGACGCCAUCACGCCCUCGACGAGCUUCGCCACGACGAGCACGCGCCCCGUGUCGCCCGUCGACUCGAUCCUCGGCGGCGACGGCUCGCGGUGGAACGCGAGCCAGGUCUCGUUCGCGUCGUCGGCAUCGGCGUUCGCGCUCCGCAGCGCCCCGUCGAGCACGUUCGUCGCAGGGCCAGGCGCCGACGCGACGCACGGGCAAGGGCACAAGCGCAAGCUCACCAAGCGCCGCCCGUCGUCGGGCCUCUCGCCCAGCUCGAGCGCGCACGACCACCUCGUUGCCGGCUCGCUCGGCACCGCCAGCGACCGCCCGCUCCUCGCCCCUGCCAUUUUCUCCAACUCGUCGGGCGGCAGCUCGCAGCCGUCGUCGAGCCGCACCGUCCUGCACCGCGCCCGCUCGUACCAGCGCCCACCCCCUCCCGCCCUUCCUUUCGCCGACGACUCGGACGCCGAGCGCGCUCCGCGACAGCGCAGCGUCACGAACCCGGUACGGCAGCUGUCGCAGGGCGGCGGCGAGCGAGGGCAGGUCGUCGAGGUCGAUGAUCCCGAGUGGCUCGGCGUCAUGCCCUUUCCGCCCUCGCCUCCGGCGUCGCUCGAGACGCGCACCCUGUCGCCGGCAUCGGCCGCGCCGCUCGCGGCCCCGCCGUCUCGGUCGUCGCGCAUGUUGCGCAAGGUGUCGGGCGCCGCGCCCAAGUCGCACCCGCCCGUGACGGGCCGCACGCAGGGCGAGGCCAAAGCGCGGCGCGGCAGCGGCCUCGGCCAGGCCCUGUCGAGCCUGCUCUCGCGCUCGACGUCGGCUCUGCCGCUCGGCGGCGGCGAGAACGGCGGCGGCAAGCGUGCGCCGAGCCCGGCGCCGUCGGGCAAGUCGGGCAAGUCGGGCAGGAGCGGGCUCUUGCGCAGGCCGUCGAGCAGGGCGUCGAGGGUCACGGCGGACGAGGCGAGCACACCGCCGUUGCCCAAGUCGCCGUCGUUGAGCGCACUGCGCAAGCGCUCGUCCGUCUUUGGGCCAGCGCCGCCACUGCCGACGUCGGCCUCGUCACCCGUCCUUCCCGCGCCAGCAUCCCCUCGGCCCCUCCUCUCGACCACCUCGUCCUCUCCCGCCGCAGUGCCGCGGUCGAGCUCGACCUUCUCCUUCCUGCGUCGCCCUCGCGCCUUUUCGCGUACGGCGACGAAGGAGGCGCCCGUCUCGCCCGUCCUGCCGCAGGAGCGCUCGUCGCACCAGUUCUCGCUCGACGACACGCCUCGACCCGCAUCUCGACCCGCCCGAGCGCCUCACCCGAGCGCGCCACCAGCCGACGUUCCUGUUCGCAAUGCGCAGGCGCCGACAGCUCCUCGCGAGCAGCUCAACCCCGAGUUCAAGAUGCCUCGCUCCGUCAGCAACGUCUCGGCCUUCUCGUCGACCGCGAGCGGCACGGCCGACGCGACCGAGUCGACCGUCAUCGCGCUCGGCUCCCGCAACGUCGCGGCGACCCGUCUCGAGCGAGGACGAGCGCACGGCGACAUCCCGCCGGUACCUCCGCUCCCGCGUCACGUUCGAGCACGCCCCGGCGCGGCCCCGGUCGGCCACCGCCCGUCCGCCUCGCUGUCGUCCAUCAUGCCCCUGCGUGCGGCGUCGCCUCGGCCGUCGCUCGUCCGGGCUCAGCCCUCGACGCCCGAGCAGCGUCUCGCACUCGACGAGCCUCUGCGCCCCUUAACGGCGCUCGGCGGCCCGGUCGACCGCGGCGGCGACGGCGACAACGAGCUCGACUCGGGCGACGAGCUCGCGCUCCCGAGGCGCAACAGCCUCGGCGACCUGCGCAUCCCGGCGCGCAUCACGAACGCCCAGAAGAAGAUCGAGGAGGACCUCGAGCGCGUCAAGCAGUUCGCCAAGGCCGUCGAGGAGCUCAAGGCGCUCCGCCGCCAGUACGACCAGCUCAUCUACGUCUUUGCCGAGCCGACCACGGCGCCGACGCACGUUCCGCAAGAGCGUCCCUCGGCCGACGCGCUCCACAAGACGGCACAGGCGGCUCGCCGCGUCGAGAUCGACUACUCGGCGUGGUGGGAGCAGGCGCAGACGCUCAUCGACCUCGGCGACGGCAAGCCGGCCAAGGACAAGGCGUCGCCGGGCACGCUCGCGAGCAGGCGGGACCGCUGCGUUUCGCUCGCGCCCGAGGUGACGCCGCCUCGUCGAGCUCGCUCCGUCCUCGCCCUCCCGUCCGAGUCGGAGACCGAGACCGAGGCGUCGAGCGCUGCCGGCGCGCUCGGCAAGCCCGGGUCGGUCGCGCGACGCCUGAGCCAUCGUCCGAGCGCGUCGUCGAUCGAGACCGAGGCGAGCGUCGCCGUGCGACAACGCGAGAUGCUGCGCGGUGUCCUCGCCCCGACGAUGAAGGGCGCGUCGCUCCCCUCUCGCGCACCACCUGCGCCUCGACCGCCUCUUCCUCGCCUCGACCCGGGCCUGUCGACCGUCAAGCGCACGAGCGGCGUCCCUCUCGGCCUCUCGCACACCCUGUCGCCGUCGACGCCAAGCUCGCCCGCCGCCAAGCCGCUCCCGCCGGUCGCCGCUCGCCGAGUCAGCCGCGGCGGCGUCUUCGGCAUCCGCGAGUUCCUCCUUCGCCUGCGGUCCAAGGCGACCGAGGAGCUCGCCGCGUCGGUCGGCAGCAUACCCGUCGACUCGCAGCCGCACCCUCUCGCGGCUUUCACACCCUCGCUCGGCCGCCGGUCCGUCUCGGACCCCUCGACUCGCCCUCGCACGCCGGUCCGAGCGGGCGGCGCGUCGACCCUGCGCACCUCGGCACCGCCUCUCGCCUCGGCGCCGCCGUCGUCGUCUCGACAGUCGUCGUCGGGCGAGUCGGACGAGGACUGGGACGCCGACCUCGCCGACUCGGUCGGGUCGCCGCCAUCGCGCAGCUCGAUGCUCGACCUCGACCUCGGCCCCGACGCGUUGGUCGCGGCCGCCGUGUCGGCUCGGCGCGAGCGUACCCGGAGCGUCAUCGUUGCGGGCGCAGGGGCAGGUGCGGGUGCGGGCGCGGGCGCCAAGAGGGGCAAGGGCGGCGAGAUGAUGGUCAUCACGACCGAGGCGAUGCCGAGCCUGCUCGCCAAGGUGCGCGAGGUGCGCGAGGCGUGCGAGGCGUGCAUCGGGCUGCUCAAGGGCCUCACGGUGUAA